AUGGGAAUUCUGACCAAGGAGUUAAUCAAGCUCUCCGCCACGUGGUUUUCGGAGUCCCCUUCAAACAGCACCACAAAUUCUUCUCCGACUCUAUCGGGCACUACGCGCUCUGGCGUCUCCUCUGCGUCAUCACUUCUCCGAUCUAAUACCUCCUACGCCAAUAUUGGAGUGGAUGCAGAUGGAGCAUCCUUUGAGUACCAACGAAUGGAUAUGGCAGCUCUAUUGACCGACUGCGGGGUUGACAUGGAACUCCCCGGCUCGAUUGCUGAGCAGACUAAGGGUAUCAUCUUUCUCUCAGUGCCACAUCGAGGCAAUCAGUCAAUGAUGUUCCUCUAUCACUUCCCCAUGGUAUUCACUCUCACUCCUGAGGCUAAACAACUGCAACAAAGUUAG
Rodentolepis nana is the source of this 393-nucleotide messenger RNA. The record is from the annotation of a GenBank genome assembly. NCBI's taxonomy places the organism in Eukaryota, Metazoa, Platyhelminthes, Cestoda, Cyclophyllidea, Hymenolepididae.